Messenger RNA from Chelonia mydas (Green sea turtle), 4124 nucleotides. It is a transcript of the gene TRPC6, whose product is annotated as transient receptor potential cation channel subfamily C member 6. Gene Ontology annotation, biological process: manganese ion transport; regulation of cytosolic calcium ion concentration; calcium ion transmembrane transport. Gene Ontology annotation, molecular function: store-operated calcium channel activity; inositol 1,4,5 trisphosphate binding; protein binding. The record is from RefSeq and is a predicted model, not a curated record. NCBI's taxonomy places the organism in Eukaryota, Metazoa, Chordata, Testudines, Cheloniidae. The coding region runs from base 722 to 3319 and encodes 865 amino acids. Gene Ontology annotation, cellular component: membrane; cation channel complex. The transcript has 12 exons.
UACAGAAGCACUUUUACCUUUACAAUUUUACAUCUGAUCCCCCAUAUAUGCAUCUAAACAGCAUUGUCCUUGCACAGAACUACAUCACACUUUGAGCCCAUAUUUAAUUUGUAAUCUAUCAUCCCUAGUAUCUUUCUCAGAUUCUUUCCUUCGAGAUAGCUGUCACUCACUUUGUGCCUGCACACCCUAGUGAGAAACUUUAUGAGACAAAUUUGCAGCUCUCGCCUCCACUUUUGUACUCAGAGAAAUAUCUGAACGAGUACCUGUGCUGCCUAGAUGUCAUUGUGAUGGGGGAUUUAGGAAUACCUAGUCAGCUGAAUAGAAAAUUGCUUGAAUAAUUAUGUGGGUGCUGAUACUAAUGUGUACACUUGUGCAACACAGAACUGUAAGAAGAUAGUUGGACCUUACCUUAAUGAUAAGGGUUCACAAUACCUAAUGUUUUAAAGACAGAGGUUUCUAUGAAAUAGAAUGUGCUAGAAUAAUAAUUCUUUCAAGAUGCUGGUGGCUUUCUUUUGUUUAACUAGGAAGCUACAGACAUAUCACCUCGGAAAGGGCUGGUUCUGACUCACACCAGGGCUGGUUUUGCCUGGGUGUGUGCGGAGAGGUUCUGAAUGGCAGCUCAGAUGCUCUUCAUAACCAUGGAUCAAGGAUCAGAAGCAAUAACUGAGAAGCCCUUUGAAAAUCUGGCCAUUUAAUUUAGGUGCCUAAAUGGGAGCUGUUGAUGCUGAAAAUCUGUCCUGAAACAUACCUGAGUCGAGGUACUGAGAAUAGGUUAGCACUUCGACGACAGACAAUACUCCGGGAGAAGGGCAGAAGGCUGGCCAGUCGAGGACCAGCGUACAUGUUUAAUGAUCAUUCCACAAGCCUUUCUCUUGAUGAGGAGCGUUUUUUGGAUGCAGCAGAAUAUGGGAAUGUUCCCGUGAUUCGUAAAAUGCUGGAAGAAUGUACCUCACUAAAUGUGAACUGUGUGGACUACAUGGGGCAGAAUGCUUUGCAGCUCGCAGUUGCCAAUGAGCAUCUGGAGAUUACAGAACUUUUACUGAAGAAGGAGAACCUCUCCCGGGUUGGGGAUGCCUUGCUCUUGGCUAUUAGUAAAGGUUAUAUUCGGAUAGUGGAAGCCAUCCUAAAUCAUCCUGCAUUUGCUGAAGGCAAGAGACUUGCAUUAAGUCCCAGCCAAUCAGAAUUCCAGCAUGAUGACUUUUAUGCAUAUGAUGAGGAUGGAACCCGGUUCUCCCAUGAUGUUACCCCAAUCAUUCUGGCUGCUCACUGCCAUGAAUACGAAAUUGUCCACACCCUUCUGAGAAAAGGUGCUCGCAUUGAAAGGCCACAUGACUAUUUCUGCAAAUGCAGUGAGUGCAAUCAGAAGCAAAAACAUGACUCUUUCAGCCAUUCUAGGUCCAGAAUCAAUGCUUACAAAGGUCUGGCGAGUCCUGCUUACCUCUCCUUGUCCAGUGAAGACCCGGUAAUGACUGCCUUAGAACUUAGCAAUGAGCUGGCUGUGCUUGCAAACAUUGAAAAAGAAUUCAAGAACGAUUACAAAAAAUUGUCUGUGCAAUGCAAAGAUUUUGUAGUUGGACUCCUCGAUUUGUGCAGAAAUACUGAAGAAGUGGAAGCUAUUUUGAAUGGAGAUGUGGAGAUGAGCCAUAAUAGUGGAGAACAUGGUCGUCCCAGCCUUAGCCGCUUAAAACUUGCCAUUAAGUAUGAAGUCAAAAAAUUUGUAGCACAUCCAAACUGCCAGCAACAACUUCUGUCAAUCUGGUAUGAAAAUCUCUCAGGUUUACGUCAGCAGACCAUGGCAGUGAAGUUUCUAGUUGUUCUUGCAGUUGCAGUAGGGCUGCCAUUCCUGUCAGUGGUUUACUGGAUUGCUCCAUGCAGCAAGCUGGGGAGGAUAAUGCGUGGACCGUUUAUGAAGUUUGUAGCACAUGCAGCCUCUUUCACCAUUUUUCUUGGUCUGCUAGUCAUGAACGCAUCUGACAGAUUUGAAGGCACCAAACUCCUACCUAAUGAAACUAAAACAAAUAGUGAAAAGCAGAAUGGAAACAUCCUGUUCAGAAUGAAAACAUCCUGCUUCUCAUGGAUGGAGAUGCUCAUUAUCUCUUGGGUAAUAGGCAUGAUAUGGGCUGAAUGUAAAGAAAUUUGGUCUCAAGGGCCCAAGGAAUAUCUGUUUGAGUUAUGGAAUAUGCUUGAUUUUGGUAUGUUAGCCAUUUUUGCAGCAUCAUUCAUUGCAAGAUUUAUGGCAUUUUGGCAUGCUUCCAGAGCCCAGGUCAUUUUUGAUGCAAUUCCUAAUGUGAAGAAUGUUACAACUGCAACAUUGAAUUCCAACAUAAGUUACUACACAUUGGCGAGAAUAAACUGGGAUCCAUCUGAUCCACAAAUCAUAUCUGAAGGCCUGUACGCAAUUGCUGUUGUUUUAAGUUUCUCCAGAAUAGCCUACAUUCUCCCAGCCAAUGAAAGCUUUGGACCUCUACAGAUAUCACUUGGCAGAACUGUGAAAGACAUCUUCAAGUUCAUGGUAAUAUUUAUCAUGGUGUUUGUGGCCUUCAUGAUAGGAAUGUUUAAUCUCUAUUCCUACUACCGUGGGGCCAAACAAAAUGAAGCAUUCACAACAGUUGAAGAAAGCUUUAAGACACUGUUCUGGGCUAUAUUCGGACUUUCAGAAGUGAAAUCAGUUGUCAUUAAUUAUAAACACAAAUUUAUUGAGAAUAUUGGUUAUGUCCUUUAUGGAGUCUAUAAUGUUACUAUGGUCAUUGUUUUAUUGAACAUGCUAAUUGCAAUGAUCAACAGCUCUUUCCAGGAGAUUGAGGAUGAUGCUGAUGUGGAAUGGAAGUUUGCUAGGGCUAAACUCUGGUUUUCCUACUUUGAAGAGGGGAGAACUCUUCCUGUACCCUUCAACCUAGUGCCAACUCCAAAAUCUUUGCUUUAUCUCUUACUCAGAAUAAAAAAAUGGAUCUCUAAAGUAUACCUAUGUCAUAAGAAUGGUUUUCAGGAAGAUGCAGAGAUGAAUAAGCUUGGGCAAAGUAAGCAAUCAAGUAUAAGAAGCACAGAUGAUCUCCAUUUAAAUAGCUUAAGUAAUCCUCCACGACAAUACCAGAAGAUAAUGAAGCGUCUCAUUAAAAGAUAUGUACUGAGAGCUCAGAUAGACAAGGAGAAUGAUGAAGUCAAUGAAGGGGAACUGAAGGAAAUUAAACAGGACAUCUCAAGUCUCCGUUAUGAACUUCUUGAGGAAAAAUCUCAGAACACAGAAGACCUGGCAGAACUCAUUAGAAAACUUGGGGAGAAACUUUUGAUUGAGCCCAGAGAGGAAGAAAGAAGGAGUUAACUUAAACAUUUAAACAAUGAACCAAAAAUUCAACAAUCCACUUCAAGCCAUAUUUAUCCUCUCUUAAUUUUUCAAGCUAAAAGUUCACAGUUUUAAAACAGAUCAAGAAAUAAAAUUAUUCCAGUUCUUGCAGAUGGUUAACCCCUUACAUCUGUGAUUGACAAAAACAGUCAUUUGAGAAAAGAUAUUUAUUUAUUUUACCCCCCUCCAGAGAAAAAUUAAUCUUAGAUUACUCAAUGUGUAAUUUCGUUCUUCCAAAUAUAUCAGCUAAGGCUUGACUAGACCAUCCAUUAAUGAUUAAAACUGUUGGCUCUGUAAAUCUAAACUCCUCAUAUCUUAACCUCUUAUAUUUUCAGUAGCUUCCUUUCCUAAAUAUGCAUAAGUAUAAUUGAACAAAAUGGAAGAGAGGAAGGCAUAUAAGGCCUGGUCUAAAAACAUCCCAAAUCAAAAUCCAUUUAUUUUUCAAAAUAAAAUGUUCCCAGGUGGGGGAGAGGGGGAAGGCUCAAUUUGCAAAUAAAAUGCAAAACGAUGGAAGUAAUUUAUUCUGAAUAUGUUUCCUUGUGGAGAUUUGUCGUGACAUCAUGUGAGCUGCCUCCUUACCACUCAUUCCACUAUGUUUUUCAACAAACCAAUACUGAGCUAUCCUUCCAGGAAGCUGCAUUCCAAUGGGAGUUACUGCAUUGAGAAAAGUUUCAGAGUAGCAGCCAUGUUAGUCUGUAUUCGCAAAAAGAAAAGGAGUACUAGUGGCACCUUAGAGACUAACCAAUUUAUUUGAGCAUAAGCUUUCGUGAGCUACAGCUCACUU